Messenger RNA from Colletotrichum fioriniae, 723 nucleotides. RefSeq lists its product as uncharacterized. The record is from RefSeq and is a predicted model, not a curated record. Gene Ontology annotation, molecular function: protein binding. NCBI's taxonomy places the organism in Eukaryota, Fungi, Ascomycota, Sordariomycetes, Glomerellales, Glomerellaceae.
AUGGCAGGGGAUCACGAGGAGCACGAGGGCGCCUCCGUCCAGGAGCUCCUCAUCGAGGCCGCGCGCCGCGACAACACCGAACUCUUCAACGACGUCAUCGCUGGAAUCAAGGACGAGAACGAGCUCUCCCGCAUCCUCAACGAGACUACCACUGUCAUGGGAAACCACCUCUAUCACGAAGCUGCCUCCCGAGGAAACUACGACAUAAUCGACCUCCUACUCGACCAACCAAACUUUGAAUGCGAUCCCAUCAACCGCCAAGAAGGCGACACACCCCUCCACAGCGCCAUCCGCUGGAUCAACAACGAAUCCCAAGCCAACCGCGAAUUUGGCAACGCCCUCGUCGACAUGAUGCUCGAAGCCGGCUCCAGCCCACGCAUCAAGAACAAGGGCGGCCUCACACCCCUCCAGCUCGUCGAUCCCCGUAACCCGGCCCUUCGCGAACUGAUUCAGAAGCACGAGUACGCCUCGCUCAACGCGGGUGACUUUAUCAACGUGGACGCUUCGUCUGCGGGCAAGAAGAGCAAGGGCGGUGCGAGCGCGCCGGCGUCAGCGCCCCCUGGUGCGCCUCCUGCGAUUCCUAAUUCUGCUGCGCCGCCUGUGCCUGUGGGUUACGCCCAUGACGAGGAGAGCGACGAUGAUGCCGAGUUCAGUGGUAGUGAUGACGAGGAGAGGGCCGAGUGGGAUCGGAGACGGAAGGAGCGUGCCGCGCGCAAGGGUUGA